Molecule: messenger RNA, 1629 nt
Organism: Hirsutella rhossiliensis
Lineage: Eukaryota; Fungi; Ascomycota; Sordariomycetes; Hypocreales; Ophiocordycipitaceae
Product: aminopeptidase I zinc metalloprotease (M18) domain-containing protein
Exons: 2
Coding region: 1-1629 (542 amino acids)
Biological process (GO): proteolysis
Cellular component (GO): fungal-type vacuole
Molecular function (GO): zinc ion binding; metalloaminopeptidase activity
Source: RefSeq, a predicted model, not a curated record
AUGACCAAGCGCGCCCCCGGGAUGCCCAGCCGCCAGGCCUCGGCGCUGCCCCUGCGCCCGACGCCCACCGCCGAGCCCCCGCGAUCAAAGAACUUCAUCCUCGCCGACAUGGACGGCCGCGCCUCGGGGACCAACGACGCCUGCGCCAGCUGCAUCGCACAGCUGGAUCCCGCAGAGGUCGGCCAGGUCAAUUGGCGCCUCGCCGACGACUGUCGCCUGUGCCAGGUCGCCGCGUGCAAGCCAGAGGCCUUUACUAAGCCCUUCUGUGACUUUUUGCAGGAGAACCCGACCGUCUUCCACACUGUUGAUUAUUUCAAGAGGAAACUGAAUCACUCGGGCUUUCAAGAGCUCCCUGCGCGCGACGACUGGACCGGCAAGAUCGAGCCUGGUGGCAAAUAUUGGGUGACACGAAACGGCAGCACGCUCAUCGCCUUCACUGUCGGCAAGUCGUACAAGGCCGCUAACGGCGUGGGCAUGGUGGCGGGCCACAUUGACGCCCUAACGGCUCGCCUCAAACCCGUCAGCACCAAGCCGUCCAAGGCCGGCUACGUCCAGCUCGGCGUCGCCCCCUAUGCCGGCGGCCUGAACCAGACGUGGUGGGACCGCGACCUGAGCAUCGGGGGGCGCGUCAUUGUGCGCGACGACAAGACGGGCAAGACCAGCGUCCGGCUCGUCAAGGUCGACUGGCCCGUCGCCAAGAUCCCCACGCUGGCGCCCCAUUUCGGCGUCGGCAUGUUUGGCGCCAGCAACAAGGAGACGCAGGCCGUGCCCAUCAUCGGCCUCGAGAGCUCCGCCAACGAUGCCGACGCCGCGCCCCUCGGCCCCGUGGGAUCCUUUGUCAACACGCAGCCGCCCCGGCUCGUCAAGCUGAUUGCCCGCCAGCUCGGCAUCCAGUCGCUCGGCUCCAUCCUCAACUGGGAGCUUGAGCUCUUCGACUCGCAGCCCGCCCAGACAUGCGGCAUUGACCGGGAGCUCAUCACGGGCGGCCGCAUCGACGACAAGCUGUGCUCGUGGGCUGCCCUCAUGGGCCUGCUGGCGGCCGACGACGACGACGACGGCGGCUACGUCAAGCUCGUCGCCCUCUUCGACGACGAGGAAAUCGGCUCGCUCCUCCGCCAGGGCGCCCGCGGCAACUUCCUGCCCCUCGUCAUCGAGCGCACCAUCGAGGCCCUCAACCCGUCCGCCUACGGCCCGGGCCUCCUCGGCCAAACGUACGACCGCUCCUUUCUCGUCUCGGCCGACGUCACCCACGCCGGCAACCCCAACUUCCUCGAACACUACCUCGACGACCAUGUGCCCCAGCUCAACGUCGGCAUCGUCAUCACGAGCGACAGCAACGGCAGCAUGACGACCGACGCCGUCUCCACCGCCAUCCUGCGCCGCGUCGCCGAGCUGUGCGGCGCCCGCACCCAGGACUUUCAGAUCCGCAACGACUCCCGCGGCGGCGGCACCAUCGGGCCCUCCCUCUCCAGCAACAUGGGCGUCCGCGCCGCCGACGCCGGCCUCCCCCAGCUCAGCAUGCACUCGGUCCGCGCCACCACCGGCGCCCUCGACCCGGGCCUGGGCGUCCACUUCUUCAAGGGCUUCUUCGACAACUGGGAGAAGAUUGACUCCGAGUGGAACUAUUGA